CGGCGGGGAGGCACGGCUAUCACUGCUUCCUCUACAGUUUCUCAUCUGAUGUUUCUUAUGUGGCACGUAGAUUUUCUUUAGCCAUGAGGCUUUACUGCAGAGCUGGUGUACAUGAAGGGCACUCUCGUGCCAGACCUCCCGUGGUCCACCUGUAACACAGCACUGGAGGACAUUCUCCGCUGCCGUUUUUCGCCUUUCCUGGUGCUCAGCGACGGUGGGGAAAAUCAGCUGAGUACUUAACAGGGUCAGGCAGGCUGGAAAAUAGCUUCCAACCGGGCAAAGUGAGACAGACGAACGACUGCAUCGUCGGUUACCGUUCAGGUACACAUUUUAGGGCUUAUUUCUUUCAAGCACCCUCCCAGAGCAGGUUAACGCACAAACGCCUCAGCGUUUCAGCGCGGCUCGGUGUGUGAGGGGCAGGGCGGCCAAACGCCGGCGGCGGCCGCGCCCCCGAGCCGGGUGUUGAAAAGGGUCGGGGCGGACAGCCGGGACACUGCAGGGCACCCGGCCGACGGGAAGAGCUCCGCACCGCCGUCCUGGGCCGAAGUUGGCGGCCUCUCAGCGCCGUCAUGACCGUGCUGAAGUUAUCCCUCAUGGCUUUCAGCUUCGUCUUCUGGGCGGCGGGGCUGACCAUGCUCAUCGUCGGUCUCUGGGCUAAGGUGCGGCUGGGGGGCUACCUGGCGCUGUCGGCCAACGACUCCCCCGGCGCCCCCGCCAUCCUCCUGGCUACCGGCACCGCCGUCAUCGUCUGGGCCUUCCUGGGCUGCUUCAGCGCCGCCACCGAGCACCGCGGCCUCCUGCGCACCUACGGCGCCUUCCUUGUAGCCGUGCUGCUGGCCGGGCUGACCGCGGGGCUGUCGGCGCUCCUGUACCGCCAGGACAUCGCGCGGGGCUUUCGAGAGGGGCUGCGCCAGGCCCUGAGCGACUACGGCGAGGACGAGGGGAAGGCGGACGCCCUGGACGCUUUGCAGCGCACUCUGAGCUGCUGCGGCGUGGACAGCUACCGGGACUGGCUCUCCACGCCCUGGGCGCUCCGGCUGAACGCCUCGGUGCCGCUCAGCUGCUGCCGGGACCGGCGGGGCUGCCCGCUCGGCUCGGCCGGAGCGCACGGCCUGCACCCGGACGGCUGCUUCGGCAGGGUCUCGGCCUUUGUCAGCGGCAACAUGUUCUGCGUUGCCACCGCUGCCCUGGGGCUGGCGGUGCUGCAGGUCGUUGGCAUCGUGCUGGCUUGCCUCAUGGCUGCCCGUGUCCCUGCUCGCGUUACCGCCCCGCACUGAGACCUUCCCCAGGUCUGGCCCUCGUCACCUCCUGCUCCCUUCGUUCCCCUGGAUCUGGGAGAUCUGGGUGUGGCCCCAUCUGGAAGGCCUCUUCAUUGUCCCCCAUUUCACCCUUCCUCUGCAGUCUGUUUCCUCUGCUGGAGCCUGUGUCACGUAUGCCAACACCACAGGCAUCUCCACAGCCUCUUGGAGCUGUCUCCUAUCCUGGCUGUGUCCCCUGCAUGACAGCAGGUUUCCACUUCCCCCCAGAGCCUCUGGGCACAGAGUGGAGAGCGACAGCAUGGACAGACAUCACCCUGUUGGGCCAGAUGGACAGCUGGGUGACAGCUCAGCAGAUGUCUGGGUGAUGUGAACAGACAGAGGUACUGAAAUGGGAGCAGGAAAGAGAAGAAGGCUCGUGGGAGCAAGGCAGACAUCUCAGCAUUGUAUUGGAGCUGCUGGAAGAUCGGUGUCAUUGGGAUGCUGGAGUGCACAAGUGGCAUGUGUGGUCCGGGUGGGUCUGGGGACAGCCUCUGCUUGAGGAACUGCCCUGCAACAUGCAUUGCACCACUGUGCUUCACUCUAGUGAGUUCCUUGCAAAGAUGUCCAGGUCUAGACAUUUCCACCAUAGGAAUUAGGAAUUUAGCUAGCAAAUCUGUAGAGAAUAGGUAAAUGCCAGCAAAAGGGAGCAGGACAGGAAAUCAUCAGUGACAGGAGUAACAGCCUGGGAGGGGAGAGUGGAGUUUCCCAGGGCAAAGGGGAUUAGCAGUAGGGCCCAAGUAAAGAAUGUGCUGGAAUGAAGAGUGAGGAAAACCAGACUUUGUAGAAGUAGGCUUCAGGAUUUCAGGUAUUUUUGCUGCUUGUAAUUGUUUGUGCCAUUUAAAAAUACCUGGAAAUGCCACUAUUUCUGUCUUUUGUGGCAGUGAAGCCCUUUCCUUGUUCUCUGCAUUUCCUUUUGAGAGAGGGACUGAUUGGUCAGUUCUGUGAUGAAUUUGUCCAAUCUGUAGAACUGGAACUGUUUCUGACCUAGGGACAGUACUUCAUUUGGCCUAUUAAUGACUGCCCCUGACCACAUGAACUGCUCUGCGCCUAAAACACAGAGGUCUGUACAUCACCCUUUGGGUGAGCAGUUCUAGUCAGCACGGAUGGAUGGAGCCGACAAUUGUGGGUUAACAGUUAUGUUGUGCCUGAGUGUUAGUGGUGCUUUUAUGUACCUUCCAUUUGCUCAGACGUCAGGUGGCUAUGUUAAAUAAUCAGGCUCCAGCUAAUGAGUGCAAUGUAAACAGGUUUCUCAGCCAUUUGACAAUUCAUCUGCAUAGAUGAACUCUGGAUACGUGUUGGGAAUCUCUUUUUAGAGCCAACAUUUCAUUUUAGUGCUGUUUAGUUUAUUUUUUUUUAUAAUUUCUUGUUUUAAAUAAUUGAAUUGCUGUUGUUGUUUAUGAGUGUCCCUGUACUGACAUGUUUUUGAUGGUCUUUUGGAGCUGGACCCUAAUGGAACUCUGCUGUUUUCUGAAAAUCCUGGUCAUUUUGUACAGUCUUAAUAGUGUGUAAUUUGUAUGAGAAAUGGUACUUCAGAAAUAAAGUAGUGUUACAAGUAGUACAAGUCACUGAAUCCAACUCAGUACCUGUGUUUGUGUAUGUCUCUACAAGCAAAAUGAAGCGUACAUUGAGAUGUAAAGACAGAAGUAUUUUUGUUAUUCAGAAAAAUAAACAGUAAAGCAGA
This is a messenger RNA of Coturnix japonica (Japanese quail), 2979 nucleotides long. The record is from RefSeq and is a predicted model, not a curated record. Lineage: Eukaryota; Metazoa; Chordata; Aves; Galliformes; Phasianidae.